Molecule: messenger RNA, 3930 nt
Organism: Closterium sp. NIES-65
Lineage: Eukaryota; Viridiplantae; Streptophyta; Zygnematophyceae; Desmidiales; Closteriaceae
Source: the annotation of a GenBank genome assembly
AUGCAGAAGCGCUUUCUCCCCUCCACCACCUACCUCCUCAUCCCUGUCCUGCCACCGCGUGUCAUCCCGCUCCCUCCCUCCAACCCCCUUUCUCCCCUCGCGCACCCCUCUCCCUUCCCCCUUCCGCGCCACCCUCCCACCCCCCCCUUCUCCCCCCUUUUUCCCUCGUCCCCCCUUGGUGCGCGCAGCCAUGGAGCUGGCGGUGGAGCAUCUAACGCCCCCUGCGUCUCCCACGCCAUGGAGCUAGCGGUGGAGCAUCUCACGCCCCCCGCCUCCCCCGCGCCGCUGGCGCUUGACUUUGCCAACGCCAGCGCUGCUGACGCCUUCCAGGCCGAGGCUGCCGCGUUGGAUCUGCUACUGGGGACGCCACCCCCCUCGGUGCUGCUGGGCCCAUCCACGUCCCUGCAGACCUCCGUUGUGGGCCCCAUCGCCUCCGUCAUGCAGGUGCCGAUGCUAGCGUAUGCUGCAACGGACCCGCUGCUGAACGCGAACGCGCAGCUGCCCUACUUUGUGCGCGUGCACUACGAUGACUAUGCCCAGAUGGCCGUCGUUGCUGAUCUGGUGGGGUUCUACAACUGGACGCAAGUGGUGGCGCUCUUUGAGAGCACUGACAGCGCAUGGAACGGCUUCCAGUCCCUCACUCGCCUGCUGCAACAGCGGGGCACGGCACGGGUGGUGGCGUCGUGGCAGUUUGACAGCGCAGUGAGCGCGGAGACGGACGUGAUGGCAGCAUUCCUGCAGGUGCGGGCAGUGGAGGCGUCGGUGUUCGUGCUGCACCUGCACAGCCCCACCACCAUCCGUAUCGUUCUAAAGACAGCGGCGCAGCUGGGGCUGUUCACGGCGGGGUACGUGUGGAUCGCCACUGCGGGCGUCAUGUCUGUUCUCUCCACUGACCGCGCUCUCUCCCCCAUCCUCGUCGGCUGUGAGGGCAUGCUGGGCACGCUACCGUUUGACGUGCCCACAGCACGACUGGCGGACGUGCAGCAGGCCAUCAAGGCCAGGGCCAACACAGCGCUCGCCACCCUACAGUCCCCAGACGAGGCACUGCGGCAGGCCAUAUCAGCCUAUGACGCCGUGCAUCUCGCUGCCUAUGCCGCAGUUGCUCUCUCCCGCGCCCCCCCGCCCCCUCCCGCGCCCUCUCCUCCCCCUGGUGCUGCGCCCUCGCCCCCUCCCAGCCCCGUGGCUGGCACCAACCCCAGCUUCCAGCAGCUGGAGGUGCAUAAAGGUUACUUUCAGCAGCUGCAGGUGCGUGCAGGUGCCUCGUGGGUUAAGGGUGUGGUGCGUGCUUAUGACUCGACUCAAAAGUCAUUCAGGCGGGGAUGCAUUGCUGGCCUCCAUCCUCAAGAGCAACAUGACAGGACUCCUGGGAGAGGUGUCAUUCACGACAGGGGGCGACCUACAGGAGCAGUUCUUCUUCCGUUGAGCCGCCUCACAAACAAUCCAUCCCUUCCUUCUCUCCCCUUCCCCAACCCCACCCCCACCAGGGUGUCAUUCACGACAGGCGGCGACCUACAGGAGCAGUUCUUCCGACCGUUCCUCUCCUCCAUCCAGAUGGUGGACCGGCUGGAAGCCAGGGGCCUCACCACUCGCGCUGCUGCUGCGAAGGCAGUGGGGGUGUCAGCAGCGGCAGCAGCAGCGUCGCAGGGUGUGGUGGCGGAUGCAGAUGCGUCCCUGCGUGCAGUCAUAUGGCCGGGAGGCAUCACAGAGGUACCUCUGGGAGCGUUCCCCAAGUCCUCUGCCCCUCUCCAGAUCGCCGUGCCAAACAAAAAGGUGCACCACGAGUUUGUGUUUGUGGGGGAGAGCAGCAACGGCACGUCGUCCAGCAACGACAAGUUCUCGGGCUUCUGUAUCGACGUCUUCAAGUCUGCUGUCGCGCUGCUGCCCUACACGCUCUCCUACCAGUUUGUCGCGUACGGCGACGGCCAGACCCCGCCCAGUUACGAUGCCAUGCUCUCUGCAGUCGCAAAUAAGACGUACGAUGCCGCGGUGGGGGACAUCACAAUCACAUCCGACCGAGCCCUGCUCGUGGACUUCACACAGCCCUUCGAGCGGGCGGCGCCCAACACGUGGGCGUUCCUGGCGCCGUUCACCCCUCUGCCUCUCACCACUCCCUCUCCCCCCCGCAUCCUGCAGUCAUCUGGCCUGUCCUUCGUGGUGCCAGUGCAGCGGGCGGCGCCCAACACGUGGGCGUUCCUGGCGCCGUUCACCCCUCUGCCUCUCACCACUCCCUCUUCCCUCUCCUUAGAAGCUUCCCGGUUCUCCAUCCUCUCAUCCCCUUCCCUCACCCCCCCUGUUUCCCCUCCCCCGACCCACCCCCCACACUCGCCCACCCAUACUGCACCCCCGCCUCUCAUCCUGCAGUCAUCUGGCCUAUCCUUUGUGGUGCCGGUGCAGCGCGCCGCACCCAACACGUGGGCGUUCCUGGCACCGUUCACCCCGGGCAUGUGGGUGCUGCUGUACGUGUCCUUCUUCUACACUGCGCUCGUCGUCUGGUUCCUCGAGCACCUGCAGAACGAAGACUUUGGCGGCAAGCUGCACCAGCAGCUCGCCACCAGCGUCUGGUUCUCCUUUGCCACCAUGACCUUCUCUCAUGAGGAGCAAGUGCGCACGACGCUGGGUCGCACAGUGGUGAUCGUGUGGCUCUUCGUGGUCUUUGUCAUCUCCUCUGCCUACACUGCUAGUCUCUCCUCUGUUCUCACCGUCAGCCAGUCCGAGCCCACCGUCUCCGACUUCACAGCGCUGCAGCAGGGCAACCAGACCGUGGGAUACAGGGCGGGCUCCUUCACAGCGGCGUACAUGCAGGGCGUGGGCAUCAACGAGGUCAGCUGCUGCUGCCUCCCACUCUCUCCCUCUCCUCUCUGCCUUGACACGCUGAUGCUCCUCGCUGUGCCCGUGCACCUAAGAAGCCGACCCAUCAUCUCCCUUCCCUUCUCCCCCUCCUUCCCCAUCCCCCUAUCUUUUUGCCAUCCUUCCCCCGCCCUUCCCUCCCACCUACCCCCUUCCCAGUCGCGCCUAGUGGCCAUAGACCCGGAGGGGGACUGGGAAGCGGUGGUGCAGGAGCAGCAGGUGGCGGUGGUGGUGGACGAGGAGCCCUACCUCGACAUAUUCCUCUCCGACCACUGCUACUACACCAAGCCGCCUCACGCCUUUGCCACCUUCAACUUUGGCUUCGCGUUCCAGAGGGGGUCGUCUCUGACAGCGGACCUGUCUCUGGCGAUAGAGACCCUGGCACAGAACGGCCAGCUGCAGUCUCUGCAUGACCUGUGGCUCCGGGGCAAGGGCACGUGCAGUUCAGGGCUGGAGCUGGAGUCGAUGCGCCUGGGCCCGGACUCCUUCUGGGGGCUCUUCCUGCUCUACUUACUCUCUGCUAUGGGCACCUGCCUGCUCUACGCCGCUCUCCUCGUGUACCGUGGCCUCAAGGCCUUCCGGCUAGCGCAGCAGCAGGCAGCCGCAGAGAGGGCAGCGGCAGCAGAGCAAGAAGGGCAGGAGGGGGAAGCCCCGUACGCUGUGGGAGUGACGCCAGUCCGUGCUCCUGUCAGCAAGCCCAGGCGCCUCAAGAGCCGCGUUCGCCACUACAAGAGUGCUUACACUGCGGGAGUGGAGUGGAGCAUGCAGCGCAACAUCGGGGUGUCCUCCUCCACACUCCACGGGUCCGACAGCAACCCCUCUAUGCACUACGAUGUCUCUCACAUCACCUACUCCUCCACCACCCCCACCGGGGACGGCCUUGCCACCGACCCUGCCGCUGCUGAUGGCGCUGCUGCUGCCGCUGCCGCAGGUGCUGGUGGUGGUGAUUCUGAUGGGUCGGACGAUGGUCGUGGGGAACGAGAGGCGGGCGAGAAGGGUUCGGCGGGGCUUGGGGAUUCAUUGGAUGAGCAACUGAGGGAGCUGAGGCAGAGCCAGUUCACUCGCAGCGGGUCGACUUUGUAA